This is a messenger RNA of Varanus komodoensis (Komodo dragon), 1184 nucleotides long. It is a transcript of the gene VCF1, whose product is annotated as family with sequence similarity 104 member A. The record is from RefSeq and is a predicted model, not a curated record. The transcript is spliced from 4 exons. The coding region runs from base 140 to 562 and encodes 140 amino acids. NCBI's taxonomy places the organism in Eukaryota, Metazoa, Chordata, Lepidosauria, Squamata, Varanidae.
CUUUGAAGUAAAACCAUUUCGUUAACAGCGUCUGUGCGUCUCGACUCUAAAAAUCAACUCAGAGGUACACUACAAAGCAAUCGAUCGGGGUGCAGUAACGAUACCGCCUGCUCUAUUCCAAAAUACAGGGUUCCAGCGAAUGCAGACAUGUUCACAAUUGCAAAAAAUGGAAACACGGAAAAGGAGACGAAAUGGUGCAGAGGAGGAUGGGCCCAUCUCCCAAACAAAACGCAGUAGCAGAAAUGCUGUUUUUCAGGACUCUUGGGAUACAGAGAAUGGAGAUGUUCCUGUCUUUGAAGCUGAGUAUUUACAUAAGUCUUCCAGCAGUGAGAGCGGCAGUACUAGCAGUUGCAGUUGCAGCAGCAGCAGCAUAAGCAGUCCUGACAGAGCUAGUGGGCCAGAAACCAGCCUACACCAGAUGCCAGGAUCGAGUCCUGUGACACCUCCUCAGUCUUUCCAUGAGCAGUCUGCACUAUGCCAAGGUCCUUACUUCCACAUCAACCAGAUCUUGAAGGAGGCACACUUCCAUAGCUUACAGAGCAGGGGCCGUCCUGCAACAUGAUGAGCCCAGCAGUUCCCUGCCUUCUGUGAAGGGGGACAGCACUGUGUGAUGAGAUAUUUCAACUUAAAAGUUUGUUAAAAUUGCACAAAAUGCCUGUUGAUUUUUCAGUCUCUAUUUGGAAUAACAGGUUAACAGGCAAUUGUUUACUUGUGGUUUGCUGCACUAUUGCAAUGCAAAAGGGGCUUUGGAGCAAUUUUUAUAGGAUUCUUUUGGGUUGGGUGGAGAUCUUUGACAUGUCAUACUGGGUCUAAGAAUCCACCUCUGUAUUAUAGGAGUGCAUAAUGAGUCCAGUCUGACAUCUUAAUCUGUUCAUUAGUUACUGAUGCUUUAUGUAAAAUCCUUUCAAACAUUUGUGUUCAGUUUUAUAAGUCUUUUUUAAUUUCAAUAAAUAGUGAAUAUGUUUUUAUGGUAAAUCUUUGGAAAGUUGAAUAUCCAUAUGUCAUUAUGGCUAUGAAAAUGCUGGUAUCAUUCUAUAGAGUAGGCCAUGCUUUAUUGAACUCAGAACACAAGUGCAAAUGGCUUGUUUUCUUACUGUACUGAAACAGGAGCUGUUCCCUUGAUUGUGUACUGAACUGGAUUGGCUUUCUGCUUAUCUGAAUACAUUUGACUAUUUAAAGUUUAA